Molecule: messenger RNA, 483 nt
Organism: Rotaria sordida
Lineage: Eukaryota; Metazoa; Rotifera; Eurotatoria; Philodinida; Philodinidae
Source: the annotation of a GenBank genome assembly
AUGUCUGUUGUUGAUAUUUCUUCACUUUUUCGUCGUUUGCAUAACUUUCAAUGGUACUGGAAUUCAAAAGCCAAUCCGUCUUCAUAUAAUGACAAAUGGAUGAAAUAUACCGAUAUUGAAAAUGAAAUUAUCGAAGAUGCCUUUGAUGCGCAUAGAAAAGAGGUUGAAAUCGAUGGAGAUUACAUUAUUGAUUUAGAACAACUAGUUCAAUACAGCAACAUGAAUAAUAAUACACGACAACAAAUAAAACGUAUUGCGUCAGACUCAAAGACUACUGCUAAUAUUCACUUACGCGAGGAACGGUUUUCAUCACCAAUCUCGCUUGUCUCUACAUUACCAGAUAAAACAAUUGAAAAUAAAGAGAAGAACAAAAUUCGUCUUCAGCUGGUAAGAGGCACAGUUCAUUUUCCAAGCACAUAUCUAUGGUUUAUAACCAGUCGAAAUGCAACUUUUGCCGAUAUUGUUGAAGAAGCUGCACAAUGA